AUGGAGACGGAAACGAAUCUCGGAGGAAGUCAAGGAUCCGUACGGAAACCGGAGCUGAAAUCAUACAGCCACAAGCAGUUUCACUCCACGAAUGCGUUAGAGAUCCUGAGGGAAUCCGUUCGAAUCAUGCGGUACAAUCUCGGUGCUUUCAUGUUAACCGCUGCCGUUUUGAUCUGUCCUGUCUCUGCUGUUCUCUUGCCAAACUUUUUAGUCGAUCAGUCGCUAGUGAGCAAACUCACAGUGAAGCUGCUCUUGGUGGCGAAGUCGAGUGGUCUCCCUUUGCAGCCUUUCGUGAAACACUCUUGUCAGAAAUUCGCUGAAACCGCUGUUUCGUCGGCAAUGUGUUUCCCUCUGUUCAUCACCGUGUCUCUCUUGUCUAAAACAGCCGUGGUUUACUCGGUGGACGCCACUUACUCAAGGGAGAAAGUCGAAACAAGCAAGUUCUUGGUUGCACUGCAGAAGCUAUGGAAGCGAGUUGUGUUCACUUACAUUUGGAUUUGCGUCCUGAUUGUUGGCUGCUUCACUUUCUUCUGCGUCCUCCUCGUGGCGAUAUGCAGCUCCUUCUAUGCUCUUGGCUUCUCUCCGGAUAUCAAUGUCUACGGAGCCAUCUUAGUCGGUCUAGCAUUCUCCGUAGUCUUCGCCAACGCCAUUAUAGUCUGCAACACAGCGAUAGUGAUCUCUGUUCUUGAAGACGUUUCAGGGGUAGGAGCGUUGGUGAGAGCUAGCGAUCUGAUCAAAGGGCAGAUUCAGGUUGGUUUGUUGAUAUUCCUCGGGUCGACGUUAGGUUUGGCGUUUGUGGAAGGAUUGUUUGAUCACAGAGUGAAGAAGGUGAGCUAUGGAGACGGGUCUUCGAGGCUAUGGGAAGGACCACUUCUGGUGUUGAUGUAUUCGUUUGUGACGCUUAUAGAUUCGAUGAUGAGUGCAGUGUUCUACUUUAGCUGCAGAGUUUAUUAUAGCAUGGAAGCUUCUUCGAGAGGCGGCGAAAUUCAGCCGAUCAUGGAAACCGUCGCGGUUGUGGAUGCUCGGUGA
Messenger RNA from Thlaspi arvense, 1029 nucleotides. NCBI's taxonomy places the organism in Eukaryota, Viridiplantae, Streptophyta, Magnoliopsida, Brassicales, Brassicaceae. The record is from the annotation of a GenBank genome assembly.